Messenger RNA from Corythoichthys intestinalis (scribbled pipefish), 2133 nucleotides. RefSeq names its product dehydrogenase/reductase (SDR family) member 7Cb (gene dhrs7cb). Lineage: Eukaryota; Metazoa; Chordata; Actinopteri; Syngnathiformes; Syngnathidae. The coding region runs from base 229 to 1170 and encodes 313 amino acids. Gene Ontology annotation, molecular function: oxidoreductase activity, acting on the CH-OH group of donors, NAD or NADP as acceptor. The record is from RefSeq and is a predicted model, not a curated record. The transcript is spliced from 9 exons. Gene Ontology annotation, biological process: intracellular calcium ion homeostasis.
GUGAAUGGAUGGUGACCGUGGAGGGAGGAGAAAGGCCGCUGUUACCUAACUAAAUCAGGAAAAAAAAAACUGCCACCAGUCCUACUGAAGGAUUAGCUUCUUGUGCUGUACUGUGAGUGAACCAAGAAUAACAAGGAUUACAGUCACUGCAGUGGCCGGCGUAUCAAUCUACACCUCGCGUCAACACAGGCUGACAGCUGGUUUCGAUUUAAGGCAUAUGGCGAGACCAUGGCUCUUCCUUCAGCGAUGGUAUUACCACUGCUGAUUGUUUUCGCGGCAGGGAUAUACUACAUCUACAAUGAGGUCAUGCAUUACAUGGCCAAGUCUUUAGUACGGAACAAGGUGGUGGUGAUUACAGAUGCCGUGUCUGGUGUGGGAAAUGAGUGUGCUCAUCUCUUCCAUAAAGGCGGAGCCAGGCUUAUCCUGUGUGGAGCCAACUGGGAUAAACUGGAGUCUCUGUACGACUCUUUGACAAAUGAUGCCGACCCCAGCGAGACAUUUGCUCCCAAAUUAGUAAUCCUGGACUUUAGUGACAUGGAGAGCAUGGAGGACGUGAUGGCUGAAGUUGUGGACUGUUACGGGUGUGUGGACGUGUUAAUUCUGAACAGCAGCAUGAAAGUCAAGGCUCCGGUGCAGAGUGUGUCCCUGGAACUAGACAGAAACAUAAUGGACAUCAACUACUUUGGGCCAACAACCUUGACCAAAGGAAUUCUUCCUACCAUGAUUCCGAGAAGAUCAGGACAAUUUAUUUUGGUCAACAGCAUCCAAGGGCGACUGGCCAUUCCCUUCAGAAGUUCCUAUGCUGCUUCUAAGCAUGCAGUACAGGCUUUCUUUGACUCCCUCCGGGCUGAAGUGGAGGAGUACGGUAUCACCGUGAGCACUGUCAGUCACACUUUCAUCGAUGCCAAUGUUACUCCAUCAUCCGAGAAGCCUGACUCCAAAGCGAACAGCCUGACUACAUUUGUUGCCAGCCAUCUGACCCACGGGGUGCAUCCUACAGUCCUGGCCAAUGAGAUUAUGCGAACGGUUAACAGGAAGAGGAAGGAGGUUGUGUUGGCCCACCCCAUCCCCAGGGUGGCAGUCUAUCUCCGAGCUGUCCUACCCUCGUUCCUAUUUGCUGUACUGGGUGCUGGAGUGAAGGACUCCAUCUUGGCUGAGCAGAUGCAGUAAUUGAAGGCAGAAGAAAACAAAACAAAAAAACAAUCAACAAAUGAUUGUUUUUGUUUGUUUGGCUAAAUUUUAAGUUGAUUAUGAUUACUGGAAAGGCUAAAGAGAUGCUGAACUGAGCACUCUACUCUCUGCUGAACUAUUAUUAAAAACUGAUAUUUGCAAUAUAUACGAUGUACAUUUGUUGGGUCACCAGUUGAAGUAUAAUAUUUUUAGGGCUGUCAAAAUUAUCGCCCUAACGGGCGGUAAUUAAUUUUUUAAAUUAAUCACGUUAAAAUAUUUGACGCAAUUAACGCACAUGCCCCGCUCAAACAGAUUAAAAUGACAGUACAGUGUAAUCUCCACUUGUAACUUGUGUUUUUUAGAGUAUUGUGCAAAAAAAAAAAGCAUUUUCAGGCAUAUCUUCUACCCAUUUUGUUUUAUAUGACUGUCGUCAAGCCUGCUCCUUCACCAAAAGCAGUGUUCAAACUAGGAGCAAACGCAAGUUGCACCGCUACCGUAGCACCCUGUCUCUCUCUCUCUUUUCUGAUGUAUUUGCUUCAUGAAUUUCGAUUUGGGAGACUUGACAGUUCGGACCGCCGCUACAUUCUGGAAAAAUGUGGCCCAGAUCAGAUUUAAAUCACAUACGAAAGUGACCCAGAUCAGAUUUGAAAUGGUCCACUUCUAUGCAACUUGUCAAAUACAGACCUUCAAGUUAAUCCCUCACUCGAAUUGGAAAAACACGAAAAAAAUAGGAUUCGUGCGUCAAGACCUGUGGUAUGAACCUAGCCUUUUUUCCACUCUCUUUAAAGUGACUUAAUUCUGGAGCAUCAGCUGGGUUUCUCACUUUACGCAUAGAUGAGUACAGGAAUAAAUGGUUAAAAGAAUCAUAUACUGUGAUUUCUGGAUUUUGUUGUUGUUGAGAUUGUCUCUCACAGUGGACAAGCACCUACCAUGAAAAUUUCAAACCUGGCCAUCAUUUCUAAG